This is a messenger RNA of Ostreobium quekettii, 435 nucleotides long. The record is from the annotation of a GenBank genome assembly. Lineage: Eukaryota; Viridiplantae; Chlorophyta; Ulvophyceae; Bryopsidales; Ostreobiaceae.
AUGCACACAGCUGUGCGAUUGGUGGCGAAUGGCGAAGCUGCACUUCUUACUUCCAGCCGUAUUCCGGGCCUUUGUGCCCAGCCGUGUGCUGCAAGACCGAUUAGGGAACGAGUGUGCAGAGGCAUGCGUCAAGGUGCCUCGAUGGACAGAGGAGAGCACGGUGGAGGUGUGAUCAAAGCCAAAUUUUGCAAGUGGGUUUUUCGACGUCAGCACCUCAACACUGAUUCUUGCUUGGCAAUCGCCAGGAAAUGCUUCGCCGCGACGUCUCCUUCUGCGCAUGUCUCCAAUGGGGAUUCUCCUUCUGUAUUUAUUUGGUUUUUCUGGCUUUUGCCAAGCUCUUGGAAGGGCAGGGAUGAGUCGCCUCAGAUGGAUGAUUGUUUUGGAGGGAAGCGCCUGUUUGAAUGCGGGCUGUGCCGAAGGGAGCGCCUGUUUUAG